CUGGGAGCUGAGGAGAAGCUAGCUGGGGAUGGCAUUUGAAGGACUUGUGACUAGAAGAAAGGCGUCCCUUAGCAAGGUAAACGUACGGCACCAUGGCUCAGUUUCCAGCGCCUUUUGGUGGCAGCCUGGAUAUCUGGGCCAUAACUGUGGAGGAGAGAGCAAAGCAUGAUCAACAGUUCCAUAGCUUAAAGCCAAUUUCUGGAUUCAUUACUGGUGAUCAAGCUCGAAACUUUUUUUUUCAAUCUGGGUUACCUCAACCUGUUUUAGCACAGAUAUGGGCGCUCGCUGACAUGAAUAACGAUGGGAGGAUGGAUCAGGUGGAGUUUUCCAUAGCCAUGAAACUCAUCAAACUGAAGCUCCAGGGAUAUCAACUCCCCUCCGCACUUCCCCCCAUCAUGAAACAGCAGCCAGUGGCUAUUUCUAGCACACCAGCAUUUGGUAUAGGAGGUAUCGCCAGCAUGCCACCGCUUACAGCUGUUGCUCCAGUGCCAAUGGGAUCCAUUCCAGUCGUUGGAAUGUCUCCACCUCUAGUUUCUUCUGUUCCUACAGCAGCAGUGCCUCCCCUGGCGAAUGGGGCUCCCCCUGUUAUACAGCCUCUGCCUGCAUUUGCUCAUUCUGCAGCCACAUUGCCAAAGAGUUCUUCCUUUAGUAGAUCUGGUCCAGGUUCACAGUUAAACACUAAAUUACAGAAGGCACAAUCAUUUGAUGUGGCUAGUGCACCCCCAGGGGCAGAAUGGGCUGUUCCUCAGUCAUCCAGACUGAAGUACAGGCAAUUAUUCAACAGUCAUGACAAGACUAUGAGUGGACACUUAACAGGUCCCCAAGCAAGAACUAUUCUUAUGCAGUCAAGUCUACCACAGGCUCAGCUGGCAUCGAUUUGGAAUCUUUCUGACAUUGAUCAAGAUGGAAAACUCACAGCAGAAGAAUUUAUCCUGGCUAUGCACCUAAUUGAUGUUGCCAUGUCUGGCCAGCCCCUGCCACCCGUCCUGCCCCCAGAAUACAUCCCACCUUCCUUCAGAAGAGUUCGAUCUGGCAGUGGUAUAUCUGUUGUAAGCUCAUCAUCGGUAGAUCAGAGGUUACCAGAAGAACCUGCCUUAGAAGAUGAACAGCAACAGCUAGAAAAAAAAUUACCUGUAACAUUUGAAGAUAAGAAGCGUGAGAAUUUUGAGCGUGGCAAUCUGGAACUGGAGAAGCGAAGACAAGCUCUCUUGGAGCAGCAGCGCAAAGAGCAGGAGCGCUUGGCACAGCUUGAGCGGGCAGAGCAGGAGAGGAAGGAGCGAGAGCGCCAGGAGCAAGAGCGCAAAAGACAACUGGAGCUGGAGAAGCAGCUGGAAAAGCAGCGGGAACUGGAGCGUCAGCGAGAAGAGGAGAGGAGGAAAGAAAUUGAAAGGAGAGAGGCUGCAAAGCGAGAACUUGAAAGGCAACGGCAACUUGAAUGGGAACGGAAUCGAAGACAAGAACUACUGAAUCAAAGGAAUAAAGAGCAAGAGGACAUAGUUGUACUGAAAGCAAAGAAAAAGACCUUGGAAUUUGAAUUAGAAGCUCUAAAUGAUAAAAAGCAUCAACUAGAGGGGAAACUUCAAGAUAUCAGAUGUCGCCUGACCACCCAAAGGCAAGAAAUUGAGAGCACAAACAAAUCUAGGGAGCUGAGAAUUGCUGAGAUCACCCAUCUGCAGCAACAAUUACAGGAGUCUCAGCAAAUGCUUGGAAGACUUAUUCCAGAAAAGCAGAUACUCAAUGACCAGCUGAAACAAGUCCAGCAAAACAGCCUGCAUAGAGAUUCACUUCUUACACUCAAAAGAGCCUUAGAAGCGAAAGAACUGGCUCGGCAGCAGCUACGGGAUCAGCUGGAUGAAGUUGAGAAAGAAACCCGAUCCAAGCUGCAGGAGAUCGAUAUUUUCAAUAACCAGCUGAAGGAACUAAGAGAAAUCCAUAAUAAACAGCAGCUCCAGAAACAGAAGUCCAUAGAGGCUGAACGACUGAAAAGGAAAGAACAAGAGCGGAAGAUGCUAGAAUUGGAAAAACAGAAAGAAGAAGCCCAAAGACGAGCCCAGGAGAGGGACAAGCAGUGGCUGGAGCACAUGCAGCGGGAUGACGAGCACCAGCGACCCAGGAAGCUCCAUGAUGAGGAGAAGCUCAAGAGGGAGGAGAGUGUCAAGAAGAAGGACAGUGAGGAGCAGGGCAAGCAGGAGGUGCAAGACAAACUGAGUCGGCUUUUUCACCCACGUCAGGAGCCAGGGAAGCCAGCUGUUCAAGCCCCCUGGCCCACCACAGAAAAAGGCCCCAUCACAUUUUCUGCACAGGAGAAUGUUAAAGUGGUAUAUUACCGGGCGCUGUAUCCCUUUGAAUCCAGGAGUCAUGACGAAAUCACCAUCCAGCCUGGCGAUAUAGUCAUGGUUAAAGGGGAAUGGGUGGACGAAAGCCAGACUGGAGAACCGGGAUGGCUGGGCGGCGAGUUAAAAGGAAAGACAGGCUGGUUCCCUGCAAACUAUGCUGAGAAAAUCCCGGAAAGCGAGGUUCCCGCGCCAGUCAAGCCUGUGGCGGACGCCACCCCCACCACCGCGCCCAAGCUGGCUUUGCGCGAGACCCCCGCUCCUUUGGCUGUGACCUCCUCUGACUCCUCCACGACCCCCAACAACUGGGCCGACUUCAGCUCCACGUGGCCCACAAGCACGAACGAGAAAGCCGAGAGUGAUAACUGGGACGCGUGGGCAGCCCAGCCCUCUCUCACGGUGCCAAGUGCUGGCCAGUUACGGCAGAGAUCGGCCUUUACUCCAGCCACGGCCACAGGCUCCUCGCCAUCUCCUGUUUUAGGCCAGGGCGAGAAGGUGGAGGGGCUGCAAGCACAAGCCCUGUAUCCCUGGAGAGCCAAAAAAGACAACCAUUUAAAUUUUAACAAAAACGAUGUCAUCACCGUGCUGGAACAGCAAGACAUGUGGUGGUUUGGAGAAGUUCAAGGUCAGAAGGGUUGGUUCCCCAAGUCUUACGUGAAACUCAUUUCAGGGCCCAUAAGGAAAUCGACCAGCAUGGAUUCUGGCUCCUCAGAAAGUCCUGCUAGUGUAAAGAGAGUAGCUUCCCCAGCAGGCAAGCCGGCCGUUUCAGGAGAAGAGUUUAUUGCCAUGUACACUUACGAGAGUUCUGAGCAAGGCGAUUUAACCUUUCAGCAAGGGGAUGUGAUUUUGGUUACCAAGAAAGAUGGUGACUGGUGGACAGGAACGGUGGGCGACAAGUCCGGAGUCUUCCCUUCUAACUAUGUGAGGCUUAAAGAUUCAGAGGGCUCUGGAACUGCUGGGAAAACAGGGAGUUUAGGAAAAAAACCUGAAAUCGCGCAGGUCAUUGCCUCCUACACCGCCACCGGCCCUGAGCAGCUGACCCUGGCCCCCGGCCAGCUGAUCUUGAUCCGAAAAAAGAACCCAGGUGGAUGGUGGGAAGGAGAGCUGCAAGCACGUGGGAAAAAGCGCCAGAUAGGCUGGUUCCCGGCUAAUUACGUAAAGCUUCUAAGCCCUGGGACGAGCAAAGUCACUCCGACGGAGCCGGCCAAGUCCGCGGCGUUCCCAGCAGUGUGCCAGGUGAUCGGGGUGUAUGACUACGCCGCGCAGAACGACGACGAGCUGGCCUUCAGCAAGGGGCAGCUCAUCAACGUCCUCAACAGGGAGGACCCCGACUGGUGGAAAGGGGAGGCCAACGGACAGGUGGGGCUGUUCCCCUCCAACUACGUGAAGCUGACCACGGACAUGGACCCCAGCCAGCAAUGGUGCUCAGACCUGCAUCUGCUGGACAUGCUGACCCCCACCGAGCGGAAGCGGCAAGGCUACAUCCACGAGCUCAUCGUCACGGAGGAGAACUAUGUGAACGACCUGCAGCUGGUCACCGAGAUCUUUCAGAAACCCCUGAUGGAGUCUGAGCUGCUGACAGAAAAAGAGGGUGCUAUGAUUUUUGUUAACUGGAAGGAGCUGAUUAUGUGUAAUAUCAAACUACUGAAUCCACUCCAGGCUGGCCAGCACCAAGAAGCCGUCAACAGCGCAGGCAGCUACAGCAUCAGGCUGGCCAUGGACCCCCGGUGCAAAGGGAUGCCCCUCUCUAGCUUUAUACUGAAGCCCAUGCAGCGGGUCACCAGAUACCCACUCAUCAUUAAAAACAUUCUAGAAAACACCCCUGAAAACCACCCCGACCACAGCCACUUGAAGCACGCUCUGGAGAAGGCGGAAGAGCUGUGCUCCCAGGUCAACGAAGGGGUGCGGGAGAAGGAGAACUCCGACCGGCUGGAGUGGAUUCAGGCUCACGUGCAGUGUGAGGGCCUGUCUGAGCAACUUGUGUUCAACUCGGUGACCAACUGCUUGGGGCCACGCAAGUUUCUGCACAGUGGGAAGCUCUACAAGGCCAAGAGCAACAAGGAGCUAUACGGCUUCCUCUUCAACGACUUCCUCCUGCUCACCCAGAUCAUCAAGCCGCUGGGCUCCUCCGGCACCGACAAAGUCUUCAGCCCCAAAUCCAACCUGCAGUACAAGAUGUACAAAACACCCAUUUUCCUCAACGAGGUUCUGGUGAAGUUACCCACCGACCCGUCUGGGGACGAGCCCAUUUUCCAUAUUUCCCACAUCGACCGCGUCUACACCCUGCGGGCCGAAAGCAUAAACGAAAGGACUGCAUGGGUGCAGAAGAUCAAAGCCGCUUCCGAGCUCUACAUAGAGACGGAGAAGAAGAAGCGGGAGAAGGCAUACCUGGUCCGUUCCCAAAGGGCCACAGGCAUCGGGAGGCUGAUGGUGAAUGUCGUUGAAGGCAUCGAGCUGAAGCCCUGUCGCUCCCACGGGAAGAGCAACCCCUACUGCGAGGUGACCAUGGGAUCCCAGUGUCACAUCACCAAGACCAUCCAGGACACCCUGAACCCUAAGUGGAACUCCAACUGCCAGUUCUUCAUCAGAGACCUGGAGCAGGAGGUUCUCUGCAUAACCGUGUUUGAGAGGGACCAGUUCUCUCCAGACGAUUUUUUGGGCAGGACGGAGAUCCGCGUGGCCGACAUCAAGAAGGACCAGGGAUCCAAGGGCCCGGUGACCAAGUGUCUCCUGCUGCACGAGGUCCCCACGGGAGAGAUUGUGGUCCGCUUGGACCUGCAGUUGUUUGAUGAGCCCUAGGGGGCCCGAGGCGCUCGGCCAUCCCAGCGCGGCCAGAGCUGUCUGGAAGCACAGUCGCUCAUCUGCCAUCAGGACGUGGUAUCUGGCCACAGGGCGACUGGCCAGCUCAGACAGGCCUCUCAGAGCUCCUAGGAAUCACUCUGACAAUCCACCCUGCACCCUGACAACUUCCCACUUUCAGAGACAAAGCUGUGUUUUCCCUCGCUGGUCUCCUCUCGGCUCUAGGCUUCCGCGGGGAGCCUGACCCAGCCCAGGGCUGGAGACGUGGGUCUGGUCACUGUACAAUAGACUUAUGAAUGCGACGUCUGUGUUUCUGGGCUCUCACGUCACCCUCCUAGUUCUUACCUCUCCCAGCGCCCAGGCCAGCCCCUUGUCCUUCGUGUGGACACGGGUGGCGAUCCCGUCGUUGCUUCAGAAUCUCACCCCCUGCCAGGGCCUCAUGGGACCUGCCACCCGUGCGAAUCCCUGUGGGAGUGGCCUCCGGAUCAGGCCCUGGGCUAGCUCCUCCGGGGGCUGGUCUGUGGAAGAUUCCAGCAGGUGUUUCGUAAGAACCAUUCCAGUCCCUUCGAGGUCUCUUGUUGAUAGAUGUCAAUGGAAGCAAUCACUUACUACUCUCGGGCCAUGAGUCAGGACUCCCAGCAUGCCGGGAGGUGGGGGGAGAGCCUGAUAGCCACGUGGGUCCCCAAAAGGCUACUUCAUCAGGGGGCUGGGUUCUGGUGGCCAGCCCAGUUGGAAAAUCCUCUGGUCUGGGUUUCUGCGCUGUUUAUGGUGGGCAGCCAGCUCUGAGCCUGUUCUCAAUUGAGUGAGCCUGGCUCGAGCGAGGUUCCUGAGUGCCCCAGGAAGUUUUGGGGGCCGUCUUUGGUACUAUCCUCCCCUCCACAAAGAAUCCCCAAGGUGUGAAAAAUAAAAGUGACAAUCCGGGUGGGUGGAAAGGUGUGAAGGAAAUCUAUCACGGGGUCAGGAGAAGACCCCGGGAGCAGGACCUGAGACUCUUUCCCCUGCCCCCGCCCCCCAUACACAAGCUACCUGUCAGUCAGGGCCACAAGUGCUGCUGUCCAGGGUCGGGGUCACGCCACGUGCCAAGCUGGUUGGUUUGAGUUCUUUGAUUUUUUCCCCCUUAAAUGCUAGGAGAUAGGCUGGUCACGUAGACACUAACCUGACUUGCUAAUGAAAAGUGUGAGUUGUCUUUCGUUUGCAUGCUGGUGUUCUCUUAAUUCCAGGCUGCUGUGGCCACAAGAAGUCCUUUGCAUGUUCCCGGUAGCGGAGUUUAGCCUCUGGGUUAAGCCUCUCACCGUAGGUCCUUAGACGUAGACGUAGCCUCAACACCGAGGAACCGCCCAGGAGGAAGCUGACCACAGACAUGUGCGUCCGCCGAGCUCACUCCUGCUGCAGGCAGCUAGGCAGCUUUUAAAAUGUGUGUGUGCGCGCGUGUGUGUGCAUUGGAAAGGACCAAAAGUUUACAUUUCAUACUUUUAAGAAACACCUUAUUAUUUAUUUAUUGACGAUAGCGUAGAAUUUUGUAUCGAGAACAGACAUAAGUAUUUUUUGAAACAAACAGAUAUAUCCUUUAGUUAGAAACUUCCCUCUCGACUGUCUAGGCCAAGCUGAACUUCAGCCGUGUAGCUGUUUACCCCUAGCGAGCAGAAAACCUGGUGAAAAUACUUUCAGUUUGUGUAUCUUUUUGAUGUCGUGAAGAUCCUUUUAAACAAAAUCUGCAAGUAGGCGCCAACCCCCACCCACCCCCGCUUCUAGCCCCAGCAGCCUGUGUGGGAGUUUAUAACGGCCGUGCCAUCCCUGGGGGACAGUAAGUCCCAAACGCGUGGACGGGAGGUACCGGGCUCACAGUCCGGUCUGUCUCAUGCCCCCUUUUCUUCUUCUGUAACUGUCGGAUGUCACUGCUCAACGGCGCCCUGAUGAACAUCUCAUAGUCCUCUUGUGCCUGGCACCCACGUCGCCCGUAGAAACCCACUAUGGGAGCCAAUGUACCCGCAUAAGCGACGUGAGUCUUUUUUGCCCAAGGGACCAUCCCGAGCAUCUCAGGGAGCCUCCUCCAGGGUGGCGAAUCUAGACCAAUGUCCUUGACCCUCCCGUGUCGUUUCUAAUGUGACCAGUGGCACUGAGGGGUGAGUUAGGGCGGCCCUGGGGAGGGUGAGCUAUGACCCAGGGCCCUGACGGGGGACAUAGGCAUGUGGGGGAUGCGUGGGGCACUUGCUCUGACCACUGUUCCUUCAGGUCUACCUUCGGGCACCAGUUCCCGAGGGCAAUGCCCCGGCCAGGCAGCUCUCUGCUGCUCAGCUCUUGGUCUUCUCAGCCUGGGUCUCUCUGGCCGCUGCACCUGCAUUCUGAUACAGCCUCAGAUGCCCUCUCCCGGCCCCACUGCACCUCGUCCCGCCCCUUGAGGGUCUGUCCUGCCCCCUGGCAGCUCCCUGAGGACAGGCACCCCUGGGGCUGCCCUUCCUAGACCAGCUCUCCUGACCUGGGUCCUUACGCACCCCUCCCCUACCCUGCUGUCGCCUCCCUGGAGGCAGGUAGAGCCUUGUCUCUGUGUCACACCAGGAGUGCUGUGCCUGUAGGUGGCUUGUUCACACCCAGGCUGGCUUGCCUCGGGAAGAGGGACCUUCUAGGCCGAAGUCACCGGGGACCUGAGAAACCAGGUCUUUGAAUGACAAGUCCCGAUGGAUCCACUGAUGGAGAGGUAGCGCUCCCAGAAAGCCUUUCUCUUCUUGAUUCUUUGAACAGCCUAAGCAUGACCCAGGUGUAGAAAAUUAUGGGUUCCAUCUGGUUGAAAUAGCACCAGGUGGAAAAAACUCCAUCAGAAAAUGAGCAAAGUAGCCACUGGUAUUGUCCAUGUUGAUGAGCUGGGAUCCGAGCUGCGGGGUCCUCUGGGGUGGAAGCCGGUGGGGGCACUUCAUGCUGAAGCACCAGGGCUGGGCAACAGCUCACCUGCCCUCCGAGCUGGCCAGGCACUGUCUCUCUGGGGUAGCGCUAGUGCAGCUUAAAGCCAUUGGCUUCAUGGAGCAGAACAUUCUAGAAUCCCAUCGGGAGUGGAGAAUGGAGGAGGUGCUUCUUUUUUGGUGAGAACAUUGGAGAUCUUGGGGUAUACGUCAGAGUUUGCCAAUACUUGACGUGCAGAGAAAAAGAUUUCACACUGCUUCAAAUAGCUUUUUUCUAAUGACCGGGCCUUUUGGAUUCAUGGAAAGAAAAUUAGGAUUGUGACUGGAAAACUUUAAGAAGUUCCUUUGGAGACAGCACGUUGGACUUGCUUUCUAUUAUUUCAUGCUGUUAUCUUAUACCCCUUCUCCGAGGGGCUUGGCGCUGAGCUCUGCAGAGGACGUAAAUGCUUUGGAAUGGGCCUCGGCUGCUUGGAGGUAGCGGGUCAUCUCAGACCUGCGGUUAGUGUGAGGCCAGCGAUGGCUCCCGGCGCACCUGCUUCACCUGUUUACACCACCGUGUGCCAGAAAGUGAGGUGCUGAACACCUACGAGCCGGGAGUUCGUGUGGCUGAGCUCCUGCCACACAGGCGUGUCCGUGACCAAAGACCAGGGACGAGGCGAACCCUCCUGUGCCCUGAGCUGCCCCGGGCGGCGCUGGGCAAAACCCUAAAACUAACACCUGUUUGCAUCAGGGUGGCUGAAAGCCGACCAGGUGCUUCUCCUUGCUGCAGGUCAUGGCCCAGGUCAGCUGUCAAGGCUCACCUGGCCCUGCCCUGAGCCCUCUCUCGUGGGAGCUGCUUCGUAUUGUGUAGACAUAGCUGGAGGGGCACUGUAUUUGGAACUUGUCAUUCAUGCCAGCUGAAAGGAAAGAAAGUUCUAGAACUCCUGUUUCCAUACCCUGCAUGGUGUCAGACCCAGCGCGUGUUUGCUGGUCAUCAGGCUCCGCUAAGGUACGUAACCUGCUCCGACCCAGGGCCAGCACUUCGGGCCGUCCCAGCAGUCCCUCAGCAGGAAUGGGUCGCUCAUUCAGGGACCCCCAUCAGGUCAGGGGGCCCGUGGGGGCUGCCCCUGCGGCCUUCCUGGCCCAAUUGUAGAUGAUUUAAUAACACCUGCUGCUUGUAAACACUCAUCUCCACCCCCGAACAAUUAGCUCAGUCACGCCAGGUCCAGUCAGUUCCAUUAAAAGGAGCCCUCUGACUGCCCUUGGGAGCCCACCACACCCAUACAACAGUCUCGUUCCCCAGUGAUACGCGGCUGUCAUGUGUCAGGGAAAAAUUGCCCCCACGGUGUGUCAGGGUGUUUUGUGAGUCGCGUUUUAAUAGGACUGUCCUGAGUCCACCAGCCUUUCGUGUUGAGAUCGUCUGAAUAAAACUGUUGAGGAGGGGCUUACUUGGUCAGCCUUGAGAGAAUUAAGUGCUUCUCUAAAUUCUCUGAGAAUCCACCAGUGAUUAGGGUUUCUUUUGAUGCUUGGUAGGAAUGCAUUUUUUUUCUUCCAGAAACCUUGGUUUUGUACAUUUUUCUUUUAAAACAAUAACAUUCCUGUGUGACUGUGUUCCUAAAACUAUGCCCGGUGCAUUUCUCCUCUUCUACGCAAAUCCCUUAUUUCCUCCAGUCUGUGUCUGUAAAGACAGGGGUGGAGGGCAAGGAGCGCGCUGGAAGCAGGGGCGAGGCGGGGCGGCUCUUCAGGCCCCAGAGCGGCGGUCACUGCCUCUUACCCGCCGUCUCCGCCAGGGGGCGAUGCUGUGCCCUGGCGGAUCCCGGCCGCAGGUUCCACCCAACUCAGCUGGGACGGCGAGUCUCCCCCGCCCCCUGCAAGUGGGCUGA
Molecule: messenger RNA, 9888 nt
Organism: Condylura cristata (star-nosed mole)
Lineage: Eukaryota; Metazoa; Chordata; Mammalia; Eulipotyphla; Talpidae
Gene: ITSN1
Product: intersectin 1 (SH3 domain protein)
Exons: 40
Coding region: 93-5132 (1679 amino acids)
Biological process (GO): positive regulation of Rho protein signal transduction; intracellular signal transduction
Molecular function (GO): calcium ion binding; guanyl-nucleotide exchange factor activity; protein binding
Source: RefSeq, a predicted model, not a curated record